Molecule: messenger RNA, 1629 nt
Organism: Bactrocera dorsalis (oriental fruit fly)
Lineage: Eukaryota; Metazoa; Arthropoda; Insecta; Diptera; Tephritidae
Gene: nclb
Product: periodic tryptophan protein 1 homolog
Exons: 1
Coding region: 117-1487 (456 amino acids)
Biological process (GO): rRNA processing
Cellular component (GO): nucleus
Molecular function (GO): protein binding
Source: RefSeq, a predicted model, not a curated record
AUGUCAUUUACAAAUUUGACAAGCACGUGUUUACGUUUCCAACCAAUUAGUAUUUUCUGCGUAAAUUUUUCAUUUGUUUUAAUUUUUACAUCGAAGCAAUUAAAUAUUCGCUAAAAAUGGAGGAGGACGGACUUCAAGAGGCCAGCAUUGACUUUGUGCCGGCACUUUGUUUUGUGCCACGCGGCGUCGCUAAGGAACGGCCAGAAAAAAUUGUGCUAACACAGUCGGAGUUGGCACGUAUCAUUGAAGACACAAAGAGUACACUUGCAGAAGAUGGUGAGGAUGAUGAUGACGAUGAAGAUAUUGACAACGAGGACGAUAUGGAGAUAGAUGAGGAAGCAACAGCUGGCGCUCGUAAUCCGGACGAUGAAUUUGGUUUCGAUAAUUAUGAUCAGGAAGGUACAUCAAAAACAGCUGAUAUUGCUUCUGUAGUUGAUGCCAACGAGCAGCUGCCAGAUGAAGAUAAUGAUUCCGAAGCAGAAGAUGAAAUCAUAAAACCAACUGACAAUUUAAUAUUGGUCGGUCACGUGCAGGACGAUGCUGCUUCCAUGGAGGUGUGGGUGUUUAACGAAGAGGAGGAGUCUUUAUAUACACAUCAUGAUUUUAUACUUCCUAGCUUUCCACUAUGCAUAGAGUGGUUGAAUCAUGAUCCUGGUAGUGAUAAACCAGGCAACAUGUGCGCUAUUGGUUGUAUGGAUCCAGUGAUCACUAUUUGGGAUUUAGAUAUACAGGAUUCAAUGGAACCUACAUUUAAAUUGGGUUCAAAGGGUAGUCGUAAGAAGCACAAAGAUCCCUAUGGACACACCGACGCAGUUUUGGAUCUUUCGUGGAAUCGUCAUUUUGAACAUAUACUCGCCAGUGGUUCUGUAGAUCAGACACUUAUAUUAUGGGAUUUAGAUGAAGGCCAACCGCAUACUACAAUAACGGCAUUUGAAGAAAAAGUUCAAUCGUUGGAGUUUCAUCCAGAUGAAGCGCAAAGUAUUCUAGCCGGUAGUGCAGAUGGCAUAGUGCGUUUAUUCGAUUGCCGAAAUGCUGAUACAGUAGAUAGUGAUUAUGUGAAAUGGAAAAUACCCGGUGAGGUAGAAAAAGUGUUGUGGAACCCAACUGAUACCAAUCAUUUUGUUGUUGGUACCAAUGACGGUAGUCUACAUUAUGCGGACAGAAGACAACCUAAUCAACUGCUGUGGUCAAUUAAAGGGCAUGAAGAAGAAAUUUCCGGCGUCUGCUUCAAUAAGGAUGUGGCGAAUUUGUUGACCUCAACAUCCACGGAUGGUAUGCUGAAAGUGUGGGACUUCAAUGCCAGUGCUAUCAGAGAAGUGUACUCGCAUGAUUUCCAAAUGGGUCGCCUGCAAUGCAUGAAACAAAGUCCCGAAGAUCCAUUCACUUUGGCGCUUGGCGGUGAAAAACCGCCCCGCUGUCGCAUUUAUAAUAUAAAGAACUUCGAAGUUGUGAGAAAAGUUUUCAAGAUUCCUGAAGUACUGCAAUAAAAAACGCGAUUGACAUAUAUUUUAGUUAUAAAAAAUCAUAAAUAAAUAUUUAUGACACAACGAAAAGAAUAAAAUUUUUGUUUGAAUUUUACAUUAAUAUUAUAUUCACUUGUAUAAAAAUAAAGUUUAUAGAACAGUAUAA